Messenger RNA from Cryptotermes secundus, 4021 nucleotides. RefSeq names its product ras-related protein Rab-23 (gene Rab23). The transcript is spliced from 7 exons. NCBI's taxonomy places the organism in Eukaryota, Metazoa, Arthropoda, Insecta, Blattodea, Kalotermitidae. The record is from RefSeq and is a predicted model, not a curated record. The coding region runs from base 569 to 1279 and encodes 236 amino acids. Gene Ontology annotation, molecular function: GTPase activity; GTP binding.
AGCGACAUUAUACAACUGGGAACGGCCCCUAAAUAUCACCCAGCAGUCACAUCACGCUUCUCCGACCUUAUGCAGGUGCUGUCAUCUGGCGACGUUAGACAGAAAUACGAAGCGUCGUACCAUUCUGAACUUGACGGUGUUGCGAGCCGAUGGCCAGCAGUACUUGUUUAGGUGCUGUCUGCAUGCGAGGCGAGGAGGUAGUACUCGUGUGGUGACGAUAGCUUACAUUAAAUGCGAGUGUCAUUUGUUGCACAUUGUUGUGAUUUACUUAAUCUGUGGUCUCUUGUUCAUUGACGGCAGAAUUAUUAGAAAACAUGAAUUGUUGCAAUCAGUAGUGUUGUUAAACUGUGAUUUCUUCAGUACGCGUCAAUUGGACUUGGAUGUAUAAAGCCUGUGUUACAGAAGUUAUUCUUUAUAUUCCGUCUUUUUCUGCCACGACCAGUUGUUCCGUAUUAACGAAGAAUAGUGGCUUCUUCUUCUUCUUCAUGCUCAUUGCUGGUUGCUAAGCAAUUGUAAGAAUGAGAUGAGGACUGCCAGCCUGUUUGGACAGCCCUGAGGAGUGGCCAGCAUGCGGGAAGAAGAGCUUGAGGUGGCCAUCAAGGUGGUGAUCGUUGGGAACGGAGCCGUGGGCAAGUCCAGUAUGAUCCAGCGCUACUGCAAAGGCACCUUCACCAAAGACUACAAGAAGACAAUCGGAGUGGACUUCCUGGAGAGGCAGAUAGAGUUGGACGGAGAGGAGGUGCGUCUCAUGCUGUGGGACACAGCGGGCCAGGAGGAGUUCGACGCCAUCACCAAGGCGUACUACCGCGGCGCCCAGGCCUGCGUCUUGGCCUUCUCCACCACAGACAGGGACUCCUUCGAGGCGGCUCACUCUUGGAAGAUGAAGGUGGAGGAUGAAUGUGGUGAAAUUCCUACAGUCCUAGUGCAGAAUAAGAUAGACUUGUUGGACCAGAGCGUUGUGGAUCCUGAGGAGGCAGACUUGCUGGCAAGGGCGCUUGGCUGCAGGCUACUGCGGACAUCAGUCAAGGAGGACAUCAAUGUGAACGCUGUGUUCCGUCACCUAGCGGCCUGCUGCCUAGCAGAACUGCGCCUCCAAGAGGAGGAAUAUGCUCUCUCGGGGGCCAGCAAUGGAAUCCCCCCACUUACUAUCAGUGCCUUCAGCCCUAGUAUGCAGAAUGGCAAAUCCCAUCAUGGAAAUGGAACCAUCAUCUUGCGACCUGGUAAACAGAAGAGUCACAAGAAGAAAAAUGUUCUUAGGAAUGCAUGCAGAAUAUUAUGAUACACCCAGUGAAAACAGAUACUCACCUGAAGUCAUAGUGCUGCUGUAUGUUUGAGUGCCUGAGUAAACAAUCAGUACUUGGCUUGAAGUAGCACGUUUCCAAGGAUAUUACAAGCUCUGAAGUACAAUAUUCCUGAGGAUACUAAACGUCUGACAUGUGAUAGUGUCAUAGAACUCACAGUGUCCUGUCAGUUUCGUUUGCCCUUUACCAUGAAAGUAUCUGCAUAUUCAAACCUGUUCUUCAGCAUUUCAGUGAACACAAGCUAUGAUGCCUGUUCAAAUGAAACCUGUUCAGGGACUGUUCUAGGUGAAAGGGUAAGUGCUCAUGGCCAAUGAGGAAGGCACUCCAUUUAUACAUCACCUCGACAAGGAACUCGCUAUAACGGGCGAUGGAAUACUGAACCACAGCAGAUGUGAUAUCUUCACCUUAUCUGAAGUGCAUUUCUUGAGUGGGCCAAAUAACAGGUCUGGGCUGCCUGAGGGAUGUCCAGCACCAUCGAGUGCAUGAAGUGUAGCAUAUUCUGGACAGUGAGGGUCACACUGACACAGGUGUUGUCAUAAAACACAGUGACACUCCUAGUAAGCACUCAGGGCACUUUCCCUCAGUGACAGUGCGACUGCUGUUAGGUGAUGAUAUUGUCUACAUCAAUGGUCCAUGUGUUUGGUCACAGAUGUCAAGGCUGUGGCGAUAUGCCAGUUCCAACAACCCAGUGAGUCCUUUGCAGUUUGUGCAUCAGUAGGAUAUGUCCCUCAGUGCCCGUAGGGGCUAUGUGUAACAGCCUCUACUCCUUUGUGCAGAACAGUCACUGAACAGGUUUCAUGAGAACAACCCUCACAUGAUGGCCAUGGGAUCUCCGCCCUUUUGGCGGUAAGCAACAUUCACAGCUAUGAUAUUAUUAACAGAUAGAAACCAGUGUCAUCCACUUACUGACUAAAUAACAGAUAUUGUAUAUCUAUAUGGAAACUUUGUGAUAAUUUUGAGGCAUUUAUUUUGAAAUCUUAGGAUUCAUUUUAUACAUUUUGAGCUGUACUAGGAUAUUAAUGACUUAAGAAAUAAAAUUGAUCAAAAUAUGUAAGUAUGUCUUAAAGCAUCUACUGUGAAUGUAUUAAUUGUUUAUAUUAAUUAAGCCUUUAUUGUGCUGUUUAACCUUUUAUAGAAUCAGUGGUAGCUAUACUUACCACCUGCUGUAAGAUUAAAGAAUUUUUCAUUUUUUUGUCAACAGAAUUAGCCAGUCAUUGUAACUGAGAAGUAAUGUCCUCUGUGAGGUUGGAACUGAAUUUUUAAAUAUUAUUUAGACACAAUUCAUACUUCAAAUUAUUAAAUUUGCUGUGCUCUGUACAGACUUGUUCAUGAACUCCUCCAGGGUUCAUUAACAUAGUUCAUCUUCUUAAUCGCAGAUGACAGUACAGAGAGAACAUCAAUGGAGUUUUAUGAAUAAAUUUGAUCAAUGUUACAAAUACAUAUUCAUGUUAUUAAGGAAUGUUAGUAACAAUGUUACAUUAUUGAAUUGUGGAUGUAUCUUUGUUGGAUGAAUUUUAAUAUUACUGGAGUUAUGUUCGUGGUAACGAAUGACUUUAUAAUGGAUAUCCAAAUCAUAUAAUGAUCUAUACAGCAUGUCCCAACAUUUUGAUACUUGCACAAAUUAUAUUUUAUAAGUUUUCAGGUUUUCAUGACAUUUAUGGUUCAGAUUGUAAUAUUCUGGUUGCAACACUGUAUAGUCUUUGGAAAGGAUAGCAAUAUUUUGGCGGAGUGCAUUAACCCGACUCUCAGGGUUGAAAUAGAGUUCAUCUCCGAAGAUGGGGGCAGCACAUUCCUCUGGAAUGUUGCUAUCCACCUGCAGGCGUACAUGGUGUCAUGAUCCAGAAAUCCCGCUAUUAAAGAAUGAUAUUUUCUUGACAAAAUGCUAUGAAAUAAAUUAGGAAGGCGUCAAAAGAAAACAAAAUGUGGAACAUCAGCCCAGAAGAAUGAAGACAUGAGGACCUCUUAGUACGAAAAGAAACUGUUCUUGAUACCUGUAACAGUUGAAUUUGCAAGUCUGUUGAUGGGCUAAACUAUGAGAAACCCAUUGAUGAUUAUUUGUUACUCUGUAAGACCAGGCUCUUUCAAUAAGAGAACUGCAGAUUCAUUUUGGUUUUUAGUAACCCCAUCUCUAGUAUGCGUGGUACAUCUUGCAGUAGAAACAUUGGAUCUUGUUUGGAUUAAUUUUGUGUUUGAGAAGAUCAGUGAAAGAAAUUUAAUACACUGUCUCUUAACACUUAAAUUUAACUCAAUGUGGAUUUUCAACAACAUAAAUUAUACAUUGCAUGGAAACGUGUUGAUAAAUAACAAUUUUAAAUAAAAACUGGAAUGGAUGAUAUUGGAGGGGCAAAGAGUUUGAAGAAACCUUGAAUUUCAUCCCUAGAGAAUAUUUUUAAAAUACCUGAGAUACCUGGAUUCUAGUUAAUGUCAUAUUUAACAUUCUGUUCUUAUAACAGUCUUACUGGAUUAUGAAUGGGCAAUAGAAGUACAUAUAAUCAUCCCAGGUUUAAGAAUAUUCAUAACUGAAGAAAUGCUUAACAAUUCAUACAGUUAUAUGUACAUAAAUUAACUACUUACAAAAUGAAUAGCAUGUUUCUUCAUGUAUAUAUGCUCUCUUGCCAGACAAAACACUCUCCAGAGUUAAAUCAGUGAGCCAACUGGUAUUUUGAAAUGUACAUUUUAUAUUUUUACUUUUGAAUAAAGGUGGUUUUGUUCUGUUUGUA